Molecule: messenger RNA, 2223 nt
Organism: Durusdinium trenchii
Lineage: Eukaryota; Dinophyceae; Suessiales; Symbiodiniaceae
Source: the annotation of a GenBank genome assembly
AUGUUUUGGUGUUAUUCAAUUUGCCGGAUCGGUGCCAUGACUAUUGAUCGAAUUGCAAGCAGGUUAGUUGGGCAUAAUGCAUUAAAUCGCAAGUUUUCAGGAUCAGCACGUCGCAGCAUCAUGGAGUUAAGGGCACACCAGUUUGAGUCUGGCGAUGAGUCUGGAAAUGGCCUGCUCUCGCGGCAAGAGCUGGUCGACUGCCUCAAAGGACUUGAGGGCAUCGAAGAAGUGAUGCACAAGGGACAUCCUGUGAGUGAGGAGGACUUGCACGAGCUUGCCCUGAAGCUGGACCAGCUCAGCGGCCGAGAAACUGGCCAGGUGAACCUCUUCAGUUUCUUGGAGGCCUUCGUCGUGGAGCGACCACCUGGGCAGGAGUUUGAUGCUGCAGAGGAAUUCAUGUGUGAGCAUAUCCUCAGCUUCCUGUGUACCGCAACAGGCAUGCUGUUUGUUGUGGCUGCCACGAGGCGCUUUGUGGGAGCUGUGGGUCGCUGGCAUGAAUUUGUGUUGCCAUUGACUGGCCAAGUAGGCGACUACCAACUACGCCUACCUUUUGCAGCUGAGGAAGCACUGGGUGAAGAGGAUGGCACCUUUUCUUACUUCGAGCUCGAGUUUCAUUCCUAUCGGAAAAGGCGCAUGGUGAGGCUAACCUUGCGAGCCUGGCUCUUUUCACUGCCGGCGAAAUGCCAGAAGUGCGUCAGUGGCCACAGGAUCUCGCCGCUCUCAACCUUAGAUCGAGUCCGUGACUUUCUCGAUCGGGCUGGCUUUGAGGGCCCUGAAGAGUUGCCGCGCCCGCCACCUCCCCCCAAACCCGUUUGGCACGAGUAUGAGGAGGAUGACUAUGACUAUGACUACUACCAGACUUGGGAUGAGGAUGAGGAAGAUGAAAGAUACUUUACUGAAAGGGAGGGCCGAUUUGAACUAUUUUCUCAUAGCUCAGAUGAUGAAGACAACCAAUCGCAGGUUAGCUACUUGCCGCCACCCCCUAUGCCGGGUGACUUUGCUCUACCACCUCCGCCACCUGCCGUUCCCAAAGGGCCUGAGUUUGUGAUGGCCGUCCAUAGGCUUAAGCAUGUGAAAGCGGCGGAUGGAAGUAGCGUCACAGACUCACCGGAGGAGCUUGCUGCUUGGAAAGCCAUGCGGAAAGCCAAUUUUCCCAGCAAAGGCAACUUGCAGAGGAAGGCAGAGAUGGAGGAGAAACGGCGAUUGUCGGGUGCUCUUCCUGAUCCACCUAAGGUCAGCAUGCUGGAAAAGCUUUUGCGUCGCACCCAUGGUGUGGAAAGAAGUGGAAAGGGCUUUGGGUACAAAGGCUGUGGCAAGAAGGGAAAGUUCAAGGGAAAGGGCAAGGAAUGGAAAGGAAAGGAUGGGAAGGGUAAGGAGUGGAAAGGAAAAGAUGGAAAAGGAAAGGGCAAAUUUUCGGGCAAGAAAGGAAAAGGCAAGAAUAGGUGGACACUGGAUCAUGAUGGGGAUCAAGAGAGGCAUCACAAUCACCCUACCUACGCUGUGCCUUUGCCAUCUGUGGUGGCCAAUUGCGUGCCUUUGGAGGCGCCCUUUGGUAUUCAGCACCAUGUCAAUGUGGCACCAACACAGCAGUUCAAAUGGGGUCUUUGCCGCUUUUUUGAGCGUGGCUUUUGCUUUCAUGGAGAGAACUGCCAGUAUGAACACAGCGGAGCAAGCGCACAGCAAGUCAUUAGCAGCACUGCCUGGUGGGCGCUUCCCUCCUCCCUGGCGAACCGUGCCGGACGACCAGGCGAGGGUCCAGCUGGUGGCGUCUUCGGGUCUCUUCGUUCUCGGCAGCUUCGCCCUACUCGCGUUGAACCCUAUGUGGUUAGGGAUCCACGAGAACGGAGGGAUGGGCUGCUGAGAAGGCUUCUACAACCUGACGUGGAGAGGUACUAUUCCGCUAUCCUGCAGUGUGUGCGCUACAUUGUCUCCACUGAUUUCUUGCGUUUGGAAAGGCCUCACAUCGAGGGCCAGCCUGAGGUUCAACCGCAGCCACCUGUCUUGAAUAGCAAUAUCGCGAUAUUACAUUCAAACCAUUCGUGUUGCAAGAGUUUCACCAGUGCUUUCUCAGGAAUUGAGGUCAUAGAGGCCUCUGCACCGCACCUGUCCAUUCCGGCGGUGGGUCCUUGUGUUCUGUUGGGUGUGCAUUUCCUCCAGAAGGACAUUGUUAAACAAGAACUGCGCUCGAAAGGAAACGUCCCAAUGGUCCCAAUCCGCACCUGA